This is a messenger RNA of Hippopotamus amphibius kiboko, 960 nucleotides long. RefSeq names its product olfactory receptor 13C7-like. The transcript has a single exon. Gene Ontology annotation, biological process: G protein-coupled receptor signaling pathway. NCBI's taxonomy places the organism in Eukaryota, Metazoa, Chordata, Mammalia, Artiodactyla, Hippopotamidae. Gene Ontology annotation, molecular function: olfactory receptor activity; G protein-coupled receptor activity. The record is from RefSeq and is a predicted model, not a curated record. Bases 1 to 960 code for a protein of 319 amino acids. Gene Ontology annotation, cellular component: membrane.
AUGGACAGGUCCAAUCAGACCUCCCCGCUGGUGGGGUUCAUCCUCCUGGGCCUCUCUGCCCACCCAAGGCUGGAGGAAACGUUCUUUGUGUUCGUCCUGCUCAUGUACCUGGUGGUCCUGCUGGGCAACGGGGUCCUCAUCCUGGUGACCAUCCUUGACUCUCACCUGCAUACGCCCAUGUACUUCUUCCUGGGGAACCUCUCCUUCCUGGACAUCUGCUACACAACCUCCUCCGUCCCUCUCAUCCUUGACAGCUUCCUAACCCCUAGGAAAACCAUGUCUUUCUCAGUCUGUUUUGGGCAGAUGUUUCUCUCCUUUGCCAUGGGGGCCACGGAGUGUGUGCUUCUGGGCAUGAUGGCGUUUGACCGCUACGUGGCCAUCUGCAGCCCCCUGAGGUACCCCAUGGUCAUGCGCAAGGCUGCCUACGUGCCCAUGGCUGCUGGCUCCUGGGCAGCUGGUAUCACCAACUCUGUGGUUCAGACAUCCCAGGCGGUGAGGCUGCCCUUCUGUGGGGACAACGUCAUCAACCACUUCACCUGUGAGAUCCUGGCUGUCCUGAAGUUGGCCUGUGCUGACAUCUCCAUCAAUGUGAUCAGUAUGGGGGUGGCCAAUGUGGUCUUCCUGGGGGUCCCAGUUCUCUUCAUCUCUGUCUCCUAUAUCUUCAUCCUCACCACCAUCCUGAGGAUGCCCUCAGCCAAGGGGAGGAAAAAGGCCUUCUCCACCUGCUCUGCCCACCUCACAGUGGUGGUCAUCUUCUACGGGACCAUUCUGUUCAUGUAUGGGAAGCCCAAAUCCAAGGACCCCCGGGGGGCAGGCAAACAGGACCUUUCAGACAAGCUCACCUCCCUCUUCUAUGGGGUGGUGACCCCCAUGCUCAACCCCAUCAUCUACAGCCUGAGGAACAAGGACGUGCAGGCGGCUGUGAGGAACGUUGUACAUAAGAAACACCUAACUGAGUGA